Molecule: messenger RNA, 456 nt
Organism: Vitis riparia (riverbank grape)
Lineage: Eukaryota; Viridiplantae; Streptophyta; Magnoliopsida; Vitales; Vitaceae
Exons: 3
Coding region: 1-456 (151 amino acids)
Source: RefSeq, a predicted model, not a curated record
AUGGACAUUGAUUAUGCUAUCAGGAAAGACAAGCCAACCAUUAUUGACACUAGUGCUAUAGUUGAAAAGGCUCUUUAUGAACAAUGGGAGCGAUCAAAUCGCCUUAGUCACGACAAUGUCAAGGCAUUAUUGAAGGCUAUUGAUAAGCAAUUUGUUACUUCAGAUAAAGCACGUGUCAACACCCUGAUAAUGAAGUUUUCAUCCUUAAGGCUCACUGAUAUGAGUGGAAGAUAUCAGAGUAAUCCAGGUAUAAACCAUUGGAAAGUUGCAAAGAAGGUGAUGAGGUACCGUCAGGGGACCAAAGACUACAUGCUUAUGUAUAGACGCACUGAUAAUUUGGAAGUGAUUAGCUAUUCUGAUUCGGACUACGUUGGCUAUAUUGAUUCGCGAAGAUCAACUUCAAGAUAUGUCUUUAUGCUAACUGGUGGAGAUGUUUCUUGGAGAAGCGCAAAGUAG